GCGCAACCACAAAGUCAAAAUCGAAUAUAUCGUGAAAGUAAAAAUGAACUUUUUGGUGUAAAUUUAAGGUUAUGCAUAAGGCUAACCGUUUGGUUAAGGUCAGGUUUAAAGAAUAUACAUUGUAGAAAUAGGCGGGGUUUAUGACUUUGUGUCUGUGGUAACUACUGACGACCGACUCGAGUGGAUCCAAUGAGAUCACGCCGCGUUAUGGGCCCUAUGGCGAGAACAAGCAGGUGAUAGCAAGGGAAAAAUCAAGAAAUCUUUAUUAGAGUGCCUACGAAGAGGUUUUUAGUUAAUAGAUCAAGCCAACAUUAAGAAGUAUCACCUAAAAUAAUACAGUUUAGCUUGCUGCAUGUAAAGGCGUGCGCUUUCAUUUUGUUUAUAUUGUUGUUUAAACUAGUCUGCUUCAAAUAACUGAACUGCUGGAGUGGAGAAGGUCACCAUGAGGAGGAAGCUGACUUUAUGGGCUCGCUUCUGUCUCGUCUUGGCUCUGCUGCCUUCACAAACAGCCUCUGUUGCAGUCAUGUCAGUUGACCUGGGCAGUGAGUGGAUGAAAGUAGCGAUAGUAAAACCUGGCGUGCCAAUGGAGAUUGCUCUAAACAAGGAGUCCAGGAGGAAAACGCCAAUAGCUGUGUGUUUAAAAGAAAACGAGAGACUUUUUGGAGACAGUGCAUUGGGAGUGUCUGUGAAGAACCCCAAAUUUGUCUAUAGGCAUCUUCAGAGCCUCCUUGGCAAGAAGCAUGACAACUCACAGGUGGCGGUCUAUCAGAAACGCUUCCCCGAGCACCAUCUGGUGAUAGAUGAGAGUCGGGGCACAGUUCUCUUUAGCAACUCGGAAGAAAUGCAGUACUCUCCAGAGGAGCUCCUGGGCAUGGUUUUGAACUAUUCACGUGGACUUGCUCAGGACUUUGCAGAGCAGCCCAUCAAAGAUGCAGUGAUCACCGUCCCAGUCUUUUUCAAUCAGGCAGAGCGCAGAGCAGUCCUGCAGGCCGCACAGAUGGCAGGUGUUAAAGUCCUUCAGCUCAUCAACGACAACACGGCGGUGGCACUCAACUACGGCGUCUUCAGGAGAAAAGUCAUCAACAGCACAGCACAGAACAUAAUGUUCUAUGACAUGGGUUCAGGCAGCACAACGGCAACCAUCGUCACAUACCAGACAGUCAAAACCGAAGAGUCGGGUUCCCAGCCACAGCUCCAGAUACGAGGAGUGGGGUUUGACCGAUCUCUGGGGGGCUUUGAGAUGGAGCUGCGGCUGCAGGACCACCUGGCCAAGCUAUUCAACGAGCAGAAGAAGACCAAGAAGGACGUGAGGGAGAACCACCGGGCCAUGGCCAAGCUCCUCAAGGAGGCCCAGAGACUCAAGACUGUGCUGAGCGCUAAUGCCGAAUUCAUGGCACAGGUGGAAGGGCUGCUGGAUGACAUGGAUUUCAAGGCCAAGGUGACCCGUGUGGAGUUUGAGACCCUGUGUGCUGACCUUUUUGAGAGAGUGCCUGGCCCUGUACAGGAUGCCCUCAGCUCUGCAGAGAUGUCCCUGGAUGAGAUCGAGCAGGUGAUCCUUGUGGGUGGCUCCACCCGAGUGCCUAAGGUGCAAGAAGUGCUGCUCAAAGCCGUUGGGAAAGAGGAGCUAGGGAAGAACCUCAACGCAGAUGAGGCUGCAGCCAUGGGGGCUGUGUACCAGGCCGCUGCCCUCAGCAAGGCCUUCAAAGUCCAACCUUUCCUGGUUAGAGAGGCAACCGUUUUCCCCAUUCAGGUGGAGUUCACAAGUGAGAUGGAGGAGGAUGGUUCCAGGAUCCUGAAGCACAACAAGCAUAUUCUGUUCCAGAGGAUGGCCCCCUACCCCCAGAGCAAGGUCCUCACCUUCAACCACACUGAUGACUUUGCCUUCAACAUCAACUACGGCGAUCUCAGUUUCCUGGGCCAGGAAGACCUCAGUGUCUUUGGCUCUCUCAACCUGACCACAGUGCAGCUGUCUGGGGUGGGCAGCAGCUUCCAGAAGCACACAGAUGCUGAGUACAAGGGCAUCAAUGCCAGCUUCAACAUGAACGAGAGUGGCGUGCUCCUCCUUGACUGGGUGGUGUCUGUCUUUGAGACCGUUGUGGAGGAGGAGUCUACUCUGACAAAACUGGGAAAUACAUUUUCCAGCCUGUUUGGAGGGGGAUCCUCGGAACCCAACACAAAUGUGACUGAACCAGUUCAGGAUGAGAAGGUUCAUCCGGAGUCUGUGAAGGAGCAAGAGGAGGCUGCGCCCCAGGAAGAGAAGCAGGAGCCUGGGGAGGAACAACAACAACAGCAGCAGGAGGAGGUGGCCCCAACCCACGAGAAGACUGAGGGAGUAGACAGUAAGGCUGACCUUCAGGAUGAAAAGGAGGGAGCCAAAUCUGGAGAAGAGGAGAAAACGACAGAGGAAGCGGCAAAGACUGAGGCCGAGAAGAAAGUCAAGCAUCAGAAGAAAAACGAGAUCUAUGAGGAUGUCACAGUGGAGCUCCAAGUGAAAGACAUCCUUAACCCUCAUUUAGACGCCAUCACCUCCUCAAACAAGAAGCUCCAAGACCUGACUGAUAGAGACCUGAAGAAACAGGAGAGGGAGAAGACACUGAACAGCCUUGAGGCAUUCCUUUUUGAUACCCAGGACAAAAUGUACCAGGAGGAGUACCAGGCAGUGGUGUUGGAGGAAGAGAAGGAAGCCAUCCUGGCCAAGCUGAGUCAAGUGUCGACCUGGAUGGACGAGGAUGGCUACUCUGCGUCCACCAAGGAGUUGCGGGAGAAGCUGCAGCAUCUCAGAAAGCUGUGCAGGGCCAUGUUCUUCCGCGUGGAAGAGCGUAGGAAGUGGCCUGGCCACCUGGCCACCCUGGAGAGCAAGCUCAACCGCUCCAGCUUCUUCCUCAGGAGCUCCAAACUUGUACCAGAGGAUGACCGAAUCUUCACUGACGUGGAGCUGAAGACGUUGGAAAAAGUCAUCAACGAGACCUCUACGUGGAAGAACAACACAGUAGCUGAACAGGAGAAGAGUUCUCCCACGGAGCGGCCUGUGCUGCUGUCCAAAGACAUAGAGUCCAAGUGGGCUUUGCUGGACCGCGAGGUCAACUACUUGCUGAACAAGCCCAAGGCAGCCAAGCCCAAGGCUGCCAAGCCCAAGGCCGCCAAGCCCAAUAACAACAGCACCACAGAGAGCAGCAGCAGCAAGGCCAACAGCAGCAAAAUGGAAGAGAAAGUCAUACUUCCCAAGGAGGAGACCAAAGACGAAGAGGGCACUGAGGAGGUGCAGCAAGAGGAACCGCCCAUCAAAGAGCCCACUGGACAGAACACAGACUCACUCAGCCAAUCACAGCCUACAGAUAAAACUGCAAGUACAGAGGGCACUGAGGAGGUGCAGCAAGAGGAACCGCCCAUCAAAGAGCCCACUGGACAGAACACAGACUCACUCAGCCAAUCACAGCCUACAGAUAAAACUACAAGGACAGAACCAACAGAGAAAAAACAGUCAGAAAACCACAAAGGGGAUGAGUUUUAACAGCUGGAACGAGAUAUCAUUGUAUUUGUUGACUGUUUAAUUGUUUCCUACAUAUUUUGGGGGUUUUGUUUUUCCAGCCUUUUAUUUUGAAAACUGUAAAGUCAUUGGAUCAGCUCAGACUUCUUGAACUGUCUUAUUCCCACUACCUACCUCUCGUUCUCACUUUCUGUUCACCUUCAUCCCCCUCUGCGGCCGAACAUCUUUCCCCUCUUACUGACAUGAGCAAGGAGCGCUGACUAAGCCUGGAAUAACCAGCGAAUGAACUGACACAAGACUUCAAGUUUGUAUUCUACCAUCCUGCCCUACAGGUUUAGGCAUACUUUCCCACAUGCAAACAACUACUUGGACAACUGUAUAUUUGCCCUGCAUUGAACAAAGAAGUGUUUAGUUUUGGUAGGACUAAUGAUAACAGGACUCAAUGUUUCCUCCACUGGAACUCUGUUGCAUUGCAUUGUUUGUCGCUUUCUGAGAUCAGGAAGGGUAGUUGUGAUUUGACCUCUCAAGCAGGCUUGUUUUCACGUAGGAAGUUUUGCUUUUAUUUUAUUUUUUGUGCGUUUGCACUGGUUGUUGAGAAAUAUAUCAAAUGGGCUGGAGCUAAUGUAUGCUCCUCUUGGGAAAUGGAAUGGGUUUUAGUUGUAUUUGAAUAUUGAAUGCCUUUAAUACCUUGUAUUGUGGCACAUAAACAAUCUGUGAUUGUGUGUAUAUACAAUAUCCUACAAAGGGGGAAUUGAUUUGUCAUCCAAAUAUUACUGAUGACCAGUCGUUAAAUGUGUUUAUAGGUGUAAAAUCUAUUUCAUGCUUUUCAGAACCUUCUCGCCAUGGUCUUCUGACAAUUCAUCAAUGAAUUAGCUUGAGGGAAACAUUUUUCACUGAAGUACAUCUAUCUUGAUUUCUAGUUUCUUUAAAUUGUACUCCAAUACAUAAAGUGAAAUAAACUUCAAUUACCAAGGUGUAAUUUUGGGCUUGCCAUUGGUUGUGUUCAGUAGGUGAUCAAAAUAAAAUGGCAUUGAUUAUCGUUUUGUUAUGCUGUGCCCUGCUGAACACAACCCUGGUCUUUGUAAGGCUGCAAGUAUGAAUUUCAGGGCUGCUCAACUGUUGCACUGACUGAAGAAGAAUAAGUAGAUAUUAUCCAUGUCUCAAGCUGCUUGAAUCUCUACCAAAGGAGUGUGGUUCCUGUUCUUUGCAUCACCUCAGAUGGUUUGAGGGGGAAUAAACUAACGGGAUUGGGGGAUGCCAAUGCUUUUGUUUCUAAACUGUUAAUAGUAUUUUUUUUUUUUUUAUAUGGUGAUGAAUAGUGGAAUUAUUAUUUUAUUUUUUUUAAUCCGUGUCUAAAAAUAAGAUGUGUAUUUGAAGACCCAUGUCAUCUAACAAAUACAAAUGUACCAUUGUAACUCUGGGCUAGGGUUGAUUCUGUAACUCAAAUCUAAGUAAUGGUUUCAUUGCGUUUCAAUUCCAGCUUGGUCUGUGUGAAUGUGUAACUGACCAACUUGAAGAGCAGCAGGACAGAUUAUGAAGAAAAAUGUGACAAUUUCUAUUUUAUUUGUAUAAAAGAUGUCAAGUGUU
Molecule: messenger RNA, 5074 nt
Organism: Oncorhynchus nerka (sockeye salmon)
Lineage: Eukaryota; Metazoa; Chordata; Actinopteri; Salmoniformes; Salmonidae
Product: hypoxia up-regulated protein 1-like
Biological process (GO): negative regulation of hypoxia-induced intrinsic apoptotic signaling pathway; endoplasmic reticulum unfolded protein response
Cellular component (GO): endoplasmic reticulum chaperone complex
Molecular function (GO): ATP-dependent protein folding chaperone; ATP binding
Source: RefSeq, a predicted model, not a curated record